UGUGCCGCCAUGCCUCAGCCACAGGCUGCUCACGGGCCUAGGCGCGGUGGCCCGAGAUAGGGGCCCCUGAGCCUCCCGGGGGAGGAGAGAGGCAGCGAGCCGCGCGCUCCGCCCCCUCCCCCCGGGCCGCCGACGCCGCCUCGCCGCCCCAGCCUGGCGGGAGGAGGAGGAGGAGCAGCAGGCCUCCGGGCCCGGCGCCGCCGCCCGCAGGAUAUUUCUGAUUCAUUUGCAUCCUUGAAGAGCAUCUGUAGAAGAGGAAGUAAAAGAUGGGUGUGAAAACAUUUACUCAUAGCUCCUCUUCCCACAGCCAGGAAAUGCUUGGAAAGCUAAAUAUGCUGCGAAAUGAUGGACAUUUUUGUGAUAUCACUAUUCGUGUCCAGGACAAAAUCUUCCGGGCACAUAAGGUGGUACUAGCAGCUUGCAGUGAUUUCUUUCGCACCAAACUUGUAGGCCAAGCCGAGGAUGAGAACAAGAAUGUGUUGGAUCUGCAUCAUGUUACAGUGACUGGCUUUAUACCCCUUUUAGAAUAUGCUUACACAGCCACUCUAUCGAUUAACACAGAAAAUAUUAUUGAUGUUCUAGCAGCAGCCAGCUAUAUGCAAAUGUUCAGUGUUGCCAGCACCUGCUCAGAGUUCAUGAAAUCAAGCAUUUUAUGGAAUACACCCAACAGCCAACCUGAAAAGGGUCUAGAUGCUGGGCAAGAAAAUAAUUCUAACUGCAAUUUUACUUCUCGAGAUGGGAGCAUUUCUCCCGUGUCCUCAGAGUGCAGUGUGGUAGAAAGAACGAUUCCUGUCUGCCGAGAAUCCCGGAGAAAGCGCAAAAGCUACAUUGUUAUGUCUCCUGAGAGUCCUGUAAAGUGUAGCACACAAACAAGUUCACCCCAGGUACUGAAUUCUUCAGCUUCCUACUCAGAAAAUAGAAACCAACCAGUUGACUCUUCCUUAGCUUUUCCCUGGACUUUUCCUUUUGGAAUUGAUCGAAGGAUUCAGCCUGAGAAAGUUAAGCAAGGAGAAAAUACCCGGACUUUAGAAUUACCUGGCCCGUCUGAAACUGGUAGAAGAAUGACUGAUUAUGUGACUUGUGAGAGCACAAAAACUACCUUGCCCUUAGGUUCCGAAGAAGAUGUCCGGGUCAAAGUAGAAAGGUUAAGUGACGAGGAAGUCCAUGAGGAAGUGUCCCAGCCUGUCAGUGCAUCUCAGAGUUCCCUGAGUGAUCAGCAGACAGUUCCAGGAAGUGAACAAGUCCAAGAGGACCUUCUGAUUAGUCCACAGUCUUCCUCUAUAGGUUCAGUAGAUGAAGGCGUUACUGAGGGGUUGCCUACACUUCAAAGCACGUCUAGCACUAAUGCUCCUGCGGAUGAUGACGAUCGAUUGGAAAAUGUUCAGUAUCCCUACCAACUCUACAUUGCUCCUUCUACCAGCAGUACAGAACGACCAAGUCCAAAUGGUCCAGACAGACCUUUUCAGUGUCCAACCUGCGGGGUGCGAUUCACCCGUAUUCAGAACCUAAAACAGCACAUGCUCAUCCACUCAGGAAUUAAACCAUUUCAGUGUGACCGCUGUGGGAAAAAGUUCACCAGGGCUUACUCGCUAAAGAUGCAUCGCCUAAAGCAUGAAGGUAAACGCUGUUUCCGGUGCCAGAUAUGUAGUGCCACUUUCACUUCCUUCGGGGAAUAUAAACACCACAUGAGGGUUUCCCGGCACAUUAUCCGCAAGCCUCGGAUUUACGAGUGCAAAACAUGUGGCGCCAUGUUCACCAACUCUGGAAAUUUAAUCGUGCACCUGAGGAGUCUGAACCAUGAAGCAUCAGAGCUAGCAAACUACUUCCAGAGCAGUGAUUUCCUAGUGCCGGACUACUUAAACCAGGAACAAGAAGAGACCCUUGUUCAAUAUGAUCUUGGAGAACACGGUUUUGAAAGCAACUCCUCUGUUCAAAUGCCUGUAAUUUCGCAGGUCUCCUCGACCCAGAAUUGUGAAAGCACUUUUCCCUUGGGGUCUCUUGGUGGGCUGGCAGAAAAAGAGGAAGAAGUGCCCGAGCAGCCAAAGACCAGUGCUUGUGCCGAGGCAACCAGAGAUGACCCCCCAAAGUCAGAGCUGUCUUCUAUAACUAUUGAGUAAUUUUGUGAUUUGGCUUCAUUUUUGUUUUUUGGAAAGUGCCUGUGCUUGGUCUUGUACAUUUAAAUUAAAUUUAAUUUUUUAAACAAAAAAAGCUGGGCAGCAGGGGAGGGGGAGAUUGGGAAAGAAUUUCCCUUUUUACUUUCUGAGCCCUGAAACUAAUUUUAUUUUUCAUAAAUGAGAGAUUGCUUCUGUAAGUACACAAUAACAUGAUAUUGAAACAGAAACUACGAGACUUAAGGAGAACUGGUUGACUUAAAACAUUCAUACACCAGUUUCCUCUAUUGUUAAAAGUAGGCUAACAACACAUCAUUAGCUAGAGAGGAAAUCAGAUGAUUAUUGACCUUCUUGAGAUGAAAAAGUACACAAGAAACUACUAAACAGUUUGACAAAUGGCCUGAAUAGAUACUUACUGCUGUACACAGAAUGUUGUAUAAUAUUUUGUAAAGCCUGUUGUUUCUGGAAGUAUUUAUGGUAAGCUUUCUUAAAAAUUAUUAGGGUAAAUACUUCCGAAAUCCAGCAUACUUUUUUCUUUAAAGCCUUGUCAUUUCUAUUAUGUUUUUUCCUGGUGAAAUUUUGGUACUGCAGUGGGCAUUCUCUGUACCUUUAUAGUACCACUCCAAAGGCAAAGAACUAUGAUUGACAACAGUCAAGCUGUGGAUGAAAUGACCAGGAAUGGAGAGUGAAGUAUGUAAAUCUCAGCUUCAUAGGAACUUUUCAUAUUGCUUUUCUGACUAAAAUUGCUGUUUACCUGGUCUCUGAAUGUUAACGUCUAAUUUAAGUCAUUGCCCAAAUCAGUUAAUCAGUUUUCCUCUUGCCCCAUCAAUAUGUUCUCUUGCAUAUAUUGGCCUGCUGCCAUAUAAAUUAAAAUGUUAGAGAUAUUCUAUAUUUUACAUAUAGGUUGAUGUGUUGUUGGGGAUGUUUUUGUUGUGCUCUUUUGGAUGUAAUAAAGAAUUCUCUAUUGAGGCUAUAUUCUAUUUUUUCCUUUUUUUUUUUUUUUAAAGAGGGUGGCAUCUCACUCUGUUGCUCAGGCUGGAAGUGUAGUGGCUCAGUCAUAGCUCACUGCAGAUUCAAACUCCUGGGCUCAGGCGAUUCUCCUGCCUCAGCCUCUUGAGUAGCUAGAAUUAUAGGCAUGCUCCACCACACCUGGCUAAUUUUAUUUUUAUUUUUUAUAGAGAUGAGAUCUCACUAUGCUGCCCAGGCUGGUCUUGAACUCCUAGGUCAAGUGAUCCUCCUCCCUUGGCCUCCCAAACUGCUAGGAUCACUGCAGCUGGCCAAGGCUACAUUCUUAACCCAACUAGAUUGUUUACCAAAUCCCAUAUGACAGCAAUACAUUGUCUUUACAUAUUUUUAGACAUUGCAAAGUUAUUUAAAGCAAUUACUAUAGUUUUUACACAAUGUAGGCAGCAAUGUAAAAGAUGAGAAUAGGCUGUAAGAUUUUCAUCUAUGACUCAUAAAUCUGGGAGAAAAAAUUGUUAAUACUAAUGAGAAACUGAAAACCUUAAAGCAAUGAAUAUUACCAUUUCUGCUGCUAAAAAUAUGAAAUUUUUUGGUGUGUAGUUGAAAUUUUUAUGAUUCUCUAGACUUGGGUAUACUUUUUAUCUGGUGCCAUUAAAGCAUCUCCAAUAUUUAUCCUAAAUAUUUGUAAGUCCGUGAACAGUGAACAUUUGAAUAAGUUUCUGUGUAGAUACCCAAAGUUUAAUAAUUAUGAGACCACCUGAUUUGAUUAGAAAAGAGACAGAAAAUACAGCUCUUUAGUCAACACAAGAUCUGAAUUUUGUUCAGGUUCUAAACCAUACCAAAUGUAUAUAUUUUUAAUUAAAGUGAUUUGUUUCAGUUUUAGAAAUUGGCUAAUUCUGUAAUUUUUUCCCAAAAAAAAAGAAAGGAAAAGGAAAUUACAUUUUUUUAGGAUUGUUUUAGGUUAAGAUUGUCUCUGCCCAUAUUCUGCAGUCCUUAACUUGUUUUCAGCUCUUUACCCCACUCAUGGACUUGUUUUUACCCAUUUGCUCUCAAACAUAGGUGUGUUACCUUCAGGAGAAUCAACAUACACAGGUUAUGAUAGGCUUCCACCAUUUAUGCUUCUUUACUGAUGGGUUGAAUUACUUUCUGCAGCAAACUGUAAUACUUCAUGUAAUACUGCUGUUUCUCAACUGGAAAGGUCAGGAAUUUUUAUUUUAAUGUCACAUUGUGGUCUUUGAAAACUGUCGUGCCUACCAAUAGAUAAAUCUCAAAAUUAAUUUUAAAAUCUAUAUUGACAAGAAUAGGUAAAAUUAUAAUCAGGAAUUAUUGUUACUCUUAGUUGCAAGAGGUUAUUUGUUUUUGAAAGAGCAAGACGAAAGGGGGGGGAAGGAAAGAAGAAUAAAGAAGAUAAAUGUAUAACAAUUGUUUGCAGAUUUAUUGGUUACAAGUGUUUUGUUUUUUAGCUCAUUCCCUACCUUGAAAACUUUAAGAGAGCCAAGCACAAUUUUGGUAGUUGUAAGAUACUCUGUUUUCUCAGAAUGAAGGAUUACCCAUCACUGGGUAUUCUUUCCCAAGUAGAAAUUUUAGGUUUUCAUUGGUAAUUAUAAAUGGUCAGGUUUUAUGGGAAAUCUAAAAAUACUGUAAAAAUGCAGAUCUGGUUAGUUGUCUCUUGCCCAGAUCUUACCAAUACCAGUAACUAACCAGUACUUAACAUAAAAUGAUACAAAGGCCUUUUUCUAUUUCAGUGAGAGUCUACAUUUUUCUUGAUAUAUGUACUUUAAGGAUACUGGAUCUGUUUUAUGAAACAAAUUUGCAAGGGAUAAUUGUAUAUAUAGUGGUAUUUAGAUUUAUUUCAAAUUCAUCUUAGAAAGGGAUGCCUAGAUGCAUAAUUUUUACCAGGACAUAUUGAAAAUAUUGCAAAGAGCCAGCUAUAUUAUCCCAUUCAUUAGAAAUUACAAAUGUAACUAAACAUAAAUAUUCCAGUUUAGAGUACUUAAACAUAGCUAUCUUUCUUAAGGCCAGGAAGGUAACUUUGUGGUAUCUAAAGGGCUUAAAUUUCAGAAUGCAGAAUAAGUUGCCUUUUUAAAACCAAGCAUUUUAUACAAGAGCUUUUAUUUUCACUUUUUUAACUACCAAAUAGGUAUGAUGUACUUUAGAAGUAAACAAAGAUGUUCACCCAUGAUAAUAGAUGUUAAAGCUCCUGCAGUUCUCUUCAUAAAGGGUAUAUUCUAAUAGUGGAAGCAUCUAGCAUGUCAGUGAUUUCAUCUAAUUCAGAAGCAAAGGGAUUAAUAUUGGUCUUUUUUUUUUUUUUUUGGCAUUUUAAGUUUUAUAUAAAUGGAUGCAGAUGGAGAUUAUCACCCACAAAUAUAUUUAAAUAGAUUUUUCUUAAUUUGAAUUUCAGGUAAUCUUUUUAUUUCAAGUAAUUAGUUAUGCAUUGAGUUACAUUGCCAGUUUUGUUUUUUUAAGUUCUCAAUUUCAGUAAGACAAAAUAUACUAAAAUGUUUAAAUAGCCUCAUUCAGUCUUGCAUUUUGACAUUUCAACAACCAUUCUGGCUUACAGUAAUUAGGUCCCCUGUUAUGACACAUGCCCUUUAGUCUUAAAAACUAGCAAAAAA
Messenger RNA from Cebus imitator (Panamanian white-faced capuchin), 5689 nucleotides. It is a transcript of the gene ZBTB44, whose product is annotated as zinc finger and BTB domain containing 44. The coding region runs from base 267 to 2117 and encodes 616 amino acids. The transcript has 6 exons. Lineage: Eukaryota; Metazoa; Chordata; Mammalia; Primates; Cebidae. The record is from RefSeq and is a predicted model, not a curated record. Gene Ontology annotation, molecular function: protein binding.